Messenger RNA from Belonocnema kinseyi, 944 nucleotides. RefSeq names its product trypsin-2-like. Lineage: Eukaryota; Metazoa; Arthropoda; Insecta; Hymenoptera; Cynipidae. Gene Ontology annotation, biological process: proteolysis. The transcript has 2 exons. Gene Ontology annotation, molecular function: serine-type endopeptidase activity. The record is from RefSeq and is a predicted model, not a curated record. The coding region runs from base 1 to 765 and encodes 254 amino acids.
AUGAUCAAGUUUUUGGUUGUAGUUGCUCUUGCGGCCUUCGCAAAUGCGAAUCCAAUCCUGCGUUUGGAUGGAAAAAUUGUUGGUGGAAAAUAUAUCAACAUCACAGCAGCACCUUAUCAAGUCAGCCUUUUCUCACGUGGCAGCUUUUACUGUGGUGGUAGCAUAAUCUCAAAAGACUACGUUUUGACAGCAGCUCAUUGCUCUGAUGGUCCAGCCAAUAGUUAUUCAUUCCGAGCUGGCUCGACUUUCAAAAGCCAAGAUGGCAGCAAGCACUCCGUAUUAGAAGUGAUAGUUCACGAAGAAUAUGGUAGCAGUUAUGAUGGCAUCCCACAAAAUGACAUUGCUCUCAUGAAAGUGGACCCACCCUUCGAAUUAGACGAAUCGCGUGCAGCUGUUCCUCUAUUUAAACAGGACAAGAUCUUAAUCCCUGGACUAGUUGGUCUUAUUUCUGGAUGGGGAGCAACCCGUCAAGGUGGACCCACUUCUGCUCAUCUUCAAGCAGUCCAAGUACCCCUCAUCAGCAAAGAAUCAUGCCAGAAACAGUAUGCCUUCAUGGGAAAAAUUCCCAAGGGUGAAAUUUGUGCCGCUUAUCCUGAAGGUGGUAAGGAUUCCUGUCAAGGUGACUCUGGUGGCCCCUUGGUUGUUGAAGGAAGUCUUGCAGGUAUAGUUUCUUGGGGAUAUGGUUGUGCUUUGCCAAAUAUGCCAGGAGUGUAUACCGAAGUUGGUUACUAUCGAGAUUGGAUCAAGAAGAACUCUGGGGUGUAAGGAUUUUAUCUUUGGAACAGAGCUAUGAAAAAUGGAUGUGUUCUUCAAGUGCUACAAAAAAAGUUUCCUGGCAAGAUUCUUAAAAAAUAAUGUACAAAAUAAUUUAAGUUAUUUAACGCCUAUAAACUAGAGUGGUGCUAAUCUGCAAUCAUUAGCUGAGAAAAUAAAGACAUGAAAUA